AUGUCCAUGGUAAACAAAGAUGCUGUUAUGAAAGGUGGCUUGAAGCUGAAGAAAGGCGAUAUCUUCAAGAAGAAGAAGAAGACUAUCGAUCUUAAGACUGUUGAUUUGACUAUUCAGAAGGAUGAUAAUGCCAAAUCAAUCAAGAAAACAAAGGCUGAACUUGCUUUUGAGAAACGUCAGGAAGCUAAUAUGUUCGAACGUAUGCAGAAGAAGGCUGCUGUAAGUCAUCGUGAGAAGGUGGAACAGUUCAAUAAACAAAUGAGUGAAUUGACUGAAUUCAACGACAUCCCUAAAGUUUCCUGGACCAAGUAA
Molecule: messenger RNA, 312 nt
Organism: Auanema sp. JU1783
Lineage: Eukaryota; Metazoa; Nematoda; Chromadorea; Rhabditida; Rhabditidae
Source: the annotation of a GenBank genome assembly